Messenger RNA from Pyrenophora tritici-repentis Pt-1C-BFP, 774 nucleotides. Its product is annotated as Stn1 multi-domain protein. NCBI's taxonomy places the organism in Eukaryota, Fungi, Ascomycota, Dothideomycetes, Pleosporales, Pleosporaceae. The record is from RefSeq and is a predicted model, not a curated record.
AUGUCAAUGCAGCCGCCAACGCGUCCCUACCGGCUCUACCCAGCCUACUGCUUCCGGGCGUCACCGACUUUCAACAUAUGGGCGAAAAUCACUGCCGCAGAUGUGCAGGCUCUACAGACGGAGAAGGGAUUUGAGGGACAGCGUAUAUACUUCCAUUUGAACCACCCGAUCCGCUAUGUUCGCGUCGUUGGCGUCAUCGUCGCCAUCGACGACAUCAACCUCCGAUACACCGUUCUCACCCUCGAUGACGGAAGCGGCAGGACCAUCGAACUUAAGAUCGUGCGUUUACCUCCAGCGGAGCGGAACCCAGUAGACACCUCUUCGAAUACAGAGCUAUCCAAUGUCGACAUCAUCAGCCGGUGUGGCAUCUUUGAAGUGGUAGUAGACAGUCAGCCGUUGGACAUUGGUUCUGUCGUCAAGGCCAAAUGCACUAUAUCGGAAUUCAGAGGCAUCAAGCAACUGGAGUUGAAGCGGGUCUCUAUAGUCUCUACCACAAACGAAGAAGCAAAAGCUUGGGCAGAGACCGCGGCGUUCAAGCAAAAGGUCUUGUCCAAACCCUGGCACCUCUCGUCGACCGAGCACAAGAAGAUCACACACAGCAUCAAGUCGGAAAAGAAGAAACUGCAGGAGAACGAAAGACGUACGGCUGAGUACGAGAUCAAGAAAGAGGAGCGUAGGAUAGCGAGAGAAGCCUACGAUGCCAAAAGAGACAGGAAACUCGAAACUCGACGCCGGAAAGAGGAGAUAGUCAUGAACACGGGUGCGUUAAUAUGA